UUACUAUGAAUUUAUAUGUGCUUCGCAAAAGUCUUUUUAACUACUGUCUGAAAAUCUCAAAGAGAAAUGAAGUGCGUGAGCGAGGUCAGUGGCUGCAAAUAUGCAGAUCCAAAACAUCUGCACCAAAAAACUUUAGCGAUUAUGAGAGCACGAGACGGACUUACAACAUACAAGUUCCUCAGCGGUUUAAUUUCGCCAAGGACGUGCUGGAGCAAUGGGAAACAAAAGAAAAGAUCGGACAGAGGUCGUCUCUUCCAGCUCUGUGGUGGGUUAAUGACAGCGGGGAGGAGGUCCGGUGGAGUUUUGAGGAGUUGGGCUUUCACUCCAGAAGACUUGCAAAUGUUCUUCAUCAGGUGUGCAGUUUGGAAAGAGGGGAUCGUGUGUUCCUCAUCUUACCCAGAGUCCCUGAGUGGUGGCUGGUUAAUGUGGCAUGUCUCCGAACAGGUACGGUUCUGAUCCCCGGCACGUCUCAGCUCACUGCUCGAGAUAUCCGCCACCGGCUGCAGAUGUCUGGGGCCAAGUGUGUGAUCACAGAUGAAUCUUUGGCUCCACUGUUGGACACAGUAGCCUCAGACUGCCCUUCCAUCUCCACCAAGCUUCUGCUGUCCCACAGGGCCAUGCACGGCUGGGGCAACCUGACCGAACUCAUGGGUAGAAAAGUGUCAGAUGAUCAUGUUUGCAUGGACACCAGGAGUGAGGAGGCCAUGACUAUCUUCUUCACCAGUGGCACAACCGGAGCUCCAAAAAUGACCCAACACAGCCACUGUAGUUACGGUCUGGGGCUCACGGUGAACGGCAGGUACUGGCUGGAUCUGACUGAACAGGAUAUGUUUUGGAACACGUCAGACACAGGUUGGGCCAAGUCUGCAUGGAGCAGUGUGUUUGCACCAUGGAUACAGGGAGCGUGUGUGUUUGUUCACCACAUGCUACGUUUUGAUACAAGUACAGUCCUCAAGACUCUAAGCAGCUAUCCCAUCACCACCUUCUGCACAGCACCAACAGCCUAUCGAAUGCUUGUACAGGAUGACAUAUCCAGGUUUACGUUCAGGGCUCUUGAGCACUGUCUGUGUGCAGGAGAGCCCAUUAACCCAGAAGUGAUGUGCAAAUGGAAAGAACUCACUGGACUGGACAUCUAUGAGGGUUACGGACAGACUGAGACUGUUUUAAUAGCAGGCACAUUCAAAGGCAUGAAGAUCAAACCAGGAUCUUUUGGAAAGGCAUCACCAGGAUAUGAUGUUCAGGUGGUGGAUGAAGAUGGUUCUGUUGUGUCACAUGGACAAGAGGGAGACCUCGGCAUCAGAGUCAAACCAGACAGACCCUUCUCUCUUUUUACAGAGUAUACAGGGGAGCCAGAGCGCACGGCAGAGUGUUUCCGAGGUGAUUUCUACCUGACAGGUGACAGGGGAGUGAUGGACGAUGAAGGAUACCUGUGGUUCAUCGGCAGAGCUGAUGAUGUUAUCCUGUCCGCAGGGUACCGCAUUGGUCCAUUUGAGGUGGAAAACGCUUUGAUAGAGCAUCCAGCUGUAGCAGAAUCUGCUGUGGUCAGCAGCCCUGAUCCAGUUCGAGGAGAGGUGGUGAAGGCUUUUGUAGUGCUGACAGCAGAUUAUAAAUCAAGAGACCAUAAGGAACUGAUCCAGGAACUGCAAACACAUGUGAAGACUGUGACAGCUCCUUAUAAAUAUCCACGCAAGAUUGAGUUUGUGGAUCAUCUUCCCAAGACAGUAAGCGGGAAAAUCAGGCGAGUGGAGCUAAGAAAGAAGGAAUGGGGACAGCAAACAAGCUAAAUCUGGAAAUGAGACAUCAAAUUGCUGUACAAAUCACAUUCCACGUUUUUAUAUACAACAUUCCCAGAUGCCUUCCCACUUUAUUGCACCACACUACAGUAGUCCUUCAGCUCGCCUGCAGGUGGAGGCAUUUCAUAACAAUCAAGUUGCAGAACUAAUUUCUAAUUUCAUGCAUCAAACAUUUUAUAUGAUUCUACCUCGUUUAAUCAUGUUUAAGUGGAGUUAAGCCUUGCAGCUCAAAUGUGUUUUAUUCUUUUCAUCUUAAACUGUAGAUCAUAUUCUGCAUAUGCAAAACCUAAAUGUGAAUCAAUUUGUUACAAAAUAAUAAGCAUUUAUAUAAUUAAAAACUUAUUUUUUGAGUAAUUAAUAAAAUCAUUUUUGUGUGACUGUAUGUUAGAUAAAACUUGUUUAUAAUCUCUUCCAAACACAGAGUGAUCCUUUUUUCUUCAAGAGCAUGAUGCCAUGUGACUGAUGACAGAUGGCUGACACAAAUCUGAUCUGUGCUGAAUGAUGAGAGGAUUGUGAGGUUAUAAAGAUUUCUGAAUUUACCCCUCAGAGAGGAAUGAGAAAUGCAGUGAUUUUACAGAUGACAAAUCUGUUAGUAAAUUAGUCUUGACUACUAAUGGAGAAAAACAGCUUCACUACAGCAAACAGAUAACCUGUAGCGUGUCAAAAAUAAUAAUAAUGUGACAACUUUUGAAAAAUGAAAGGCGGUAUUUUAUUUUCACACUGCCAAAACUUUAACCAAGCUGUAAAUUUCCCACUCUGGUUAUUCAAGGACUAUCGAGGGUGAAGUGUAGUGGUGCGGCACACUCACUGACUGCAGUAAUGAGAGACAGGUGCUGUUUAAUUGACCUGUUAAUGGGGCUUAUGCUUAUCAGGUGGAAAAACAGAGCCGUAGACUUUAAUAAACUGAAAUAUCAAGCCAAAAUAUGCCAGACCUCAGCCAAUUCAACCGCUUCACGGCAUGUCAUUAAAUCAGACUGUAGAUGAUUGUUAUGACAGCCUGAAAACACCGCUUGUUUGUGUAUGCAUAGAUGUGUUUGUGGAUGGAUCUGUCUGUUUUGGUUUGCAGCGAGUAAUUUGAAUGGCUCAAACUGCUAACAGACUGUCAAAACCUGAGCUGCUUACCUGUCCUUACAAAACAAAUACUGUGGCUGUACCAUACCAAAUACCAUAGUACUGUGAAAUACAGUGGGUUCUAAGACUGUGUCUACUAGUGAAAUUAAAUUCCUUCAUAUUAGUUUAGUAAAUUGUGCUUUAUUUUUAAGGAUUUUCUUUUACAAUGUAUAUUAUAUAUUACUUAUCAAUAACAAUUUAAGUGAAAAGUUGAACAGACAACUUGAACACCCUAAUGUUAUGG
This is a messenger RNA of Onychostoma macrolepis, 3147 nucleotides long. RefSeq names its product acyl-CoA synthetase medium chain family member 3 (gene acsm3). NCBI's taxonomy places the organism in Eukaryota, Metazoa, Chordata, Actinopteri, Cypriniformes, Cyprinidae. The coding region runs from base 6 to 1784 and encodes 592 amino acids. Gene Ontology annotation, molecular function: fatty acid ligase activity; fatty-acyl-CoA synthase activity. Gene Ontology annotation, cellular component: mitochondrial matrix. Gene Ontology annotation, biological process: fatty acid biosynthetic process; acyl-CoA metabolic process. The transcript is spliced from 13 exons. The record is from RefSeq and is a predicted model, not a curated record.